AUGGAGAAGGAAUUGAAGGAGGAAAUGGAAAUGAAGAAAAAUGAUAAAUUGAAAGAAAUCAAGGAGCUUUGGGAUAAAUUGGAUGGAGUUACUGAGAGUGCAAUCAAGAAAGAUUAA
Messenger RNA from Sclerotinia sclerotiorum 1980 UF-70, 117 nucleotides. RefSeq lists its product with no specific name. The transcript has 2 exons. Lineage: Eukaryota; Fungi; Ascomycota; Leotiomycetes; Helotiales; Sclerotiniaceae. The coding region runs from base 1 to 117 and encodes 38 amino acids. The record is from RefSeq and is a predicted model, not a curated record.